Gekko japonicus is the source of this 3682-nucleotide messenger RNA. It is a transcript of the gene IQSEC1, whose product is annotated as IQ motif and Sec7 domain 1. NCBI's taxonomy places the organism in Eukaryota, Metazoa, Chordata, Lepidosauria, Squamata, Gekkonidae. Gene Ontology annotation, biological process: actin cytoskeleton organization; regulation of ARF protein signal transduction. Gene Ontology annotation, molecular function: guanyl-nucleotide exchange factor activity; protein binding. The transcript has 13 exons. The record is from RefSeq and is a predicted model, not a curated record. Bases 283 to 3360 code for a protein of 1025 amino acids.
GGUGAAGCUCCUGGAAGUGAAACUGGCACAUCAUUGGAUAGCUCAUCUGCUUAUCGUCAAGGAACUAUAACUCACAGUUCAGCGAUAAGUCCAGACCAUUACGACCAUUCUCCCUACGGGCUGUAUUCUGUGUCUCCUGGGCAGCAAAGGCCUAGGAGACCCAAGCUUCAGCAUUCAACGUCCAUACUGAGGAAACAAGCAGAAGAAGAAGCUAUUAAAAGGUCAAGGUCACUUUCAGAGAGCUAUGAACUCUCUUCUGACUUGCAGGAUAAGCAGGUUGAAAUGCUAGAACGGAAAUAUGGAGGCCGUCUCAUAACUAGACAUGCUGCUCGUACUAUACAGACUGCUUUUCGCCAGUAUCAGAUGAACAAAAACUUUGAGCGGCUAAGAAGUUCUAUGUCUGAAAAUCGUAUGUCAAGACGCAUCGUGCUGUCCAAUAUGAGAAUGCAGUUUUCGUUUGAAGGACCUGAGAAAGUCCACAGUUCCUAUUUUGAGGGGAAACAAGUUUCUCUUACAAAUGAUGGGUCGAAGUUAGGAGCUCUUGUCCAAUCUGAAUGUAGUGACCUUGGUGAAUCAGCUACCAUGAAAUCUCCGGCAGCAUCUACUGACUUUGCUGAUGCCAUAACGGAAUUGGAGGAUGCUUUUUCAAGACAAGUGAAAUCUCUUGCGGAGUCAAUUGAUGAUGCCCUGAACUGUCGUAGCCUACAUUCUGAUGAGGUACAAAUACCUGAUCAAGUCAGAAGUCGUGAAAUAGAGAGGGACAGUUGUCAAGUUAAACCAACAAGCCAUAAUGUUGAUCAUAGAAAACUUGAUGAAAUGACUGCAUCAUACAGUGAUGUUACGUUAUACAUUGAUGAAGAAGAACUAUCCCCACCACUGCCCCUUUCCCAAUCUGUAGAUAGGCCAUCUAGCACAGAAUCUGACCUGAGACUUCGGUCAAUAAAUCCAUCUCAAGAGUACUGGUCUAUGACGCACAAAGAUCAUAAGAUAGACACUGACACAAGCUGCAGGAGUACCCCUUCACUAGAAUCCCAGGAGCAAAGGAUGAGAAUGGAUCAUCUGCCUUUAUUAACUAUAGAACCACCAAGUGACAGUUCAGUGGACUUAAGUGAUCGUUCAGAAAGGGGAUCAUUAAAGAGACAGAAUGCAUAUGACAGAGGAAUUACUAGUCAGCAAGGUAGUCCAAAACACAUCUCGCAUGGUAUCCCUACCAAGAUAAUAUCACGAGAGGAGCAGGAAACUAGACAUAGGCCAAGGCCCAUUGAUAGCCACUUAGCUAUUAAUGGCACAGCAAACAGGCAAAGCAAAUCUGAGUCUGAUUACUCUGAUGGUGACAAUGACAGCAUUAAUAGCACUUCCAAUUCCAAUGACACAAUAAACUGCAGCUCAGAAUCUUCUUCUCGAGAUAGCCUAAGGGAACAAACAUUGAGCAAGCAAACAUACCACAAAGAGACUCGAAAUAGCUGGGAUUCUCCUGCCUUCAGUAAUGACAUCAUCAGGAAGCGCCACUAUAGGAUUGGACUGAACCUUUUUAAUAAAAAACCUGAAAAAGGAAUCCAGUACCUGAUUGAGAGAGGCUUUGUGCCAGACACACCUGUUGGAGUUGCCCAUUUUCUUCUCCAGAGAAAAGGACUCAGCAGGCAGAUGAUUGGAGAGUUUCUCGGCAAUCGACAAAAGCAGUUCAACCGGGAUGUAUUGGACUGUGUUGUGGAUGAGAUGGACUUCUCAGCUAUGGAACUGGAUGAAGCACUCAGGAAAUUUCAAGCUCAUAUCCGUGUCCAAGGAGAGGCUCAGAAAGUAGAACGACUGAUUGAAGCUUUUAGCCAGAGAUACUGCAUUUGCAAUCCAGGCGUUGUGAGACAGUUCAGAAAUCCUGAUACCAUCUUCAUCCUGGCUUUUGCAAUCAUAUUAUUAAACACAGACAUGUAUAGUCCAAAUGUGAAACCAGAACGCAAAAUGAAGCUAGAAGAUUUUGUCAAGAAUCUAAGAGGUGUUGAUGAUGGUGAAGAUAUCCCACGAGAGAUGCUUAUUGGAAUUUAUGAGAGAAUCCGAAAGCGGGAACUCAAGACAAAUGAGGAUCAUGUAUCUCAGGUGCAAAAGGUUGAAAAACUCAUUGUAGGAAAGAAACCGAUUGGAUCUCUACAUCAUGGACUUGGAUGUGUUCUCUCUCUACCACAUCGAAGACUUGUUUGCUACUGUAGACUGUUUGAAGUUCCAGAUCCAAACAAACCUCAGAAGCUUGGAUUACACCAGCGAGAAAUAUUUUUAUUUAAUGAUCUCCUUGUGGUCACCAAGAUCUUUCAGAAGAAAAAGAAUUCGGUCACCUACAGUUUCCGUCAGUCCUUUUCCCUAUAUGGAAUGCAGGUCCUCCUUUUUGAGAAUCAGUAUUAUCCAAAUGGCAUACGGCUCACAUCAGCUGUUCCAGGAGCAGACAUAAAAGUUCUGAUAAACUUCAAUGCACCAAAUCCUCAGGAUAGAAAAAAAUUCACUGAUGAUUUGAGGGAAUCAAUUGCAGAGGUGCAAGAAAUGGAAAAGCACAGAAUAGAGUCUGAGCUAGAAAAACAGAAGGGUGUAGUGCGACCAAGUAUGUCUCAGUGUUCUAGCCUGAAAAAAGAGUCUGGCAAUGGAACGUUGAACCGAGCCUGCCUUGAUGACAGCUAUGCCACAGGGGAGGGACUUAAAAGGAGUGCACUCAGUAGCUCCCUUAGAGAUCUCUCUGAAGCAGGCAAGCGUGGGCGUCGCAGCAGUGCAGGAUCGCUAGACAGCAAUAUGGAAGGGUCCAUCAUUAGCAGUCCUCAUAUGCGCCGAAGAGCUACAUCAACCCGAGAGUGUCCAUCUCGCCCUCACCAGACUAUGCCUAAUUCUUCCUCACUACUAGGGUCCUUAUUUGGUAGUAAAAGGGGGAAGCCUUCCCAAGGCCAUCUAGCACCUGGCCCAUCACAGCAGCCUCAGCACCCCCCCAUAAUUUCACAUCAGCAACACUCACAGCAUUCUUCUGCAAUGCACCACUCAGGGUCAGUUGAAGGGCAGACCCAAGCACAAGUGCACACCCACCAUUCUCAGUAUUGUCAUAUGCAGAACCCACCCCCUUACCAUCAUCACCACCACUAUCAUCCACCCCAGCAUAUUCAGCACCCACACCAGUACCAUCACGUACCGCAUUCCCAGCACAUACCGCAUUCCCAGCAUUCUUACAUACCACACUCCCAUUCACAGCAUUCCCAUGCUCCCCAUCCUCCAUUGCCCCCUCCUCACCCUGCACACUCUUCCCAUGCUUCGCAUCACCAUGGUCAGCCAGUUCCCCCUUCUACUUCAACCAGCACUAAGUCCAAACACAGUGGCAUCAGCACAAUAGUCUAGAACCAAACUACCCUGCGAGUAACUGUAGCUCUAGACAGAACUGUAAAGGCACUUACAGCAAGCAGAAGCAGCCUUUAAAACUGGAUUUUUUUUUCUUUUAAAAAAAUCCAAGCCAGAAGAAACCUAUUUGACUCCUUUGGCCUUAAGGAUUCAAUAGAACAAUUUAUAUUAGCCUGAUCAAUGUUGGUCUUAUGGUUGAACUCAGUGGUAACCUUCUCCCUCCUUUUCUCCAGUAGCCUUGAAAAAUAUGCUGCUUGCUGAAAAUGUUAAGCUACCUUUUUUUUCAUCCCCAUGACAAUUUUAAAUGCAUAAUGAAAAUAUA